Molecule: messenger RNA, 1795 nt
Organism: Pundamilia nyererei
Lineage: Eukaryota; Metazoa; Chordata; Actinopteri; Cichliformes; Cichlidae
Gene: uap1
Product: UDP-N-acetylglucosamine pyrophosphorylase 1
Exons: 11
Coding region: 120-1682 (520 amino acids)
Biological process (GO): UDP-N-acetylglucosamine biosynthetic process
Molecular function (GO): UDP-N-acetylglucosamine diphosphorylase activity
Source: RefSeq, a predicted model, not a curated record
GGUGUAUUCCGGGAGGGAGGCGAAUAGUGACCAGUGCGAGCGAAUAGUCAUCGAUUGGCAUUAAUGAUCUUACACCGGAGAGGAGUCUUUGUGAGAGUUAAUUAAAAGCACAGGUGAUCAUGGACCCAAACAUCAGCGCACUCAGGCAGAAACUGGCUGACGCCGGCCAGUCUCACCUCCUGCAGUUCUGGAACGAGCUGAGCCCUGAAGAGCAGGCCGAGUUGACCCAAGAACUGGAGGGUAUGGACUUUCAGGAGAUCAACGGAUUCUUCAAGAAUGCCAUGCAGACAUCUAACAGCAGCAAACAAGGGAAGAUGGACUGCCGCAUGGAGCCCGUGCCCAGGGAGGUGCUGGGAAGUGUGACGAGAGACAGGGAGAGCGUCAAAGACUGGGAGCUGACAGGUCUUCAGUGCAUCUCUAAGAAUAAAGUGGCAGUCUUACUGCUGGCAGGAGGCCAAGGAACCAGGCUGGGGGUCUCGUACCCCAAAGGCAUGUACGACAUUGGGCUGCCGUCCCACAAAACCCUCUUUCAGAUCCAGGCUGAGCGCAUCUUGAAGCUGCAACAGCUGGUUGAGCAGUCGCACAAAACCAAGUGCUGUAUCCCCUGGUACAUCAUGACGAGCGGCAGGACAAUGAAAUCCACAAAGGAUUUUUUCUCCAAACAUAACUAUUUUGGUUUGGACAAGAACAGCGUGGUCUUCUUUCAGCAGGGCAUGCUGCCGGCCAUGGACUACAACUGCAAGAUCAUCCUGGAGAGCAAAGGAAAGCCCUCCAUGGCUCCGGACGGUAAUGGGGGUCUUUACAGAGCUCUCGGGAACCAGGGUAUCCUGGAUGACAUGGAGAGGAGGGGGAUUGAGUCCAUCCAUGUUUAUUGUGUUGAUAACAUUUUGGUCAAAGUGGCUGACCCUGCCUUUGUUGGUUUCUGUGUGCAGAAGGGAGCGGACUGUGGAGCUAAGGUGGUGGAGAAAACAAACCCGACAGAAGCAGUAGGCGUUGUCUGCAAGGUGGAUGGUCAUUACCAGGUGGUGGAGUACAGCGAGAUCAGCCUGGCAACUGCUGAGAAGCGGAGCGCCGAUGGUCGUCUGAUGUUCAACGCAGCAAACGUGGCCAAUCAUUUCUUCAGCUUCUCCUUCCUCAGAGACAUAGUGCAGAAAUACGAGCCCCAGCUGCAGCACCACGUGGCCCAGAAGAAGAUCCCAUAUGUGGAUGCUCAGGGUCAACUAAUCAAACCAGAGAAACCAAACGGCAUCAAAAUGGAAAAGUUUGUCUUUGACAUUUUCCAGUUUGCCAAGACGUUUGUUGUGUAUGAGGUGCUCCGAGAGGACGAGUUCUCCCCGCUGAAGAACGCAGACACUCAGGACGGAAAGGACACACCCACCACAGCCCGACACGCCCUGAUGUCCCUCCACCACCGCUGGGUGCUCAACGCUGGGGGACAUUUCAUUGACGAGAACGGCAGACGUGUGCCCGCCAUACCCAGAGACGGAGCAGCAGGCAGUGUCACAGAUGAUGGCAAGAGAAACCUGAAGGAUGGAACGGACCUGCCGAUCAAAUGCGAGAUCUCCCCACUGGUGUCGUACGGGGGAGAGGGUCUUGAGGAGCUGGUGAAGGGAAAAGAGUUUCAACCAACUCUGACGAUCGAUAAGGAGGGAGUCCACCAGCUGGUGAAGAAUGGGGUGUAAUGACUGAACGGGAGAAUGCGGGGAAGGAAACGGCCCAACUUCCCUUUAUCUCUCAUUGUAUGGGAAGAGAAACUGUGAUGUCAUCGCUGUGCAAUAACAAAUAUCACACACAU